CGUGUCGUUUAAGUGUUAAGACGGUCGGACGCUAGACCAAAAAAGUCUUAUCUUAAACACGCCAACACAACAGGAAACACAAAAUACCAUUGACGAUUAUUUGAAAAAAAUCGAAAAGGAAAAAGUGAAAUCUUCAAAAAAAAAAAAAAAAUUACGAAAAAAAAAUACAAAUCCUCAUUUAAGGUGACAUUAAUAACCCUAAGGAUUUGCCAAAUAUACCAUAACAGAAUUAAGGUGUCUCUUCAAUGACAAUCGAGUCAAGUGUUGAUUACGUUAAGCGUUAAUAUCAAUCGGGUGGGUAAACCCUCGUCGGCAUUUCGGAAUGUAGAGCUGCGGGACAAGGCUCGCUCGUUCGUGCGUUCGUCAGCUCCCAGAGUCGGCCGGGCGUGUAGUGUUGUCAAACGUGUGAUGAUGUUGCAACAAACGGUUGAUUUCCUCGGUCGUGAGGCAUAAGGCUUUUUUGUACAUUGAUGCCACGGAUGCUCCGUUUCCGUUGUUGUCGUGCUGGUUGCCGUUGUUGGUGUAAAUAUCGUGUAUUCUAAAUGCGAAGGAUAUAAAAUUCAACAAUUCAUAAAGAGUAUAGUAGAGAAGUGUGUUCAGGAGACUCGUCUAAUGAAAUAUUAAUGACAACGGAGGAACAAGACCAGCCAAAUUGAAAUAAUCAAGAAUCCAAACAAAAAUAAUCGUCCAAAAUACCAAACCACUGAUGCUACAAAAACAUUCAUCCAUCGCAAUGCCAGAAAACAGCCGGCAUUGUUGCGGAGGUGUUAAGGCAGGAAUACAUUAAUUUUGCCCAGAAAUAUUGGUAAAUAUUAAAUUAAUUCUAACAGCAAAAGACAAAGUUACUUUGGACCCAGACGAAGAAACAUCAAGAAAACAUCAACGUCAAAUGGGAAAACUUCAAAGAAACUUAUAAUAAACUACACGCUGUGUUAGACGGGGCGCAAAUACCAAAAGUUUCCAAGAGCCAGGACAUCGCCAUCGACUGAGUGAGAAAGUUAGGGCGAGGGUGGCUUCUUAACCUCAAGAAAGGAUAUGGAUAUGGAUAACAGCAGUCGCAACAACAACAACAAUGAAAGCAGCAAUAUAAAUGGAAUAAAAUAACGAUAGAAAACAGUAUAAAAGGAAAGGGAGAGGAAGAGUGAAAGAAGAAUAACAAACAAAUAACGAACGAACAAACGAAAAAAAGAGAAAUAUAAACAACUUUGAAAGCUGCCGCAAAGAAAAAGAAAACAAUGAGGCAAAAAGUUAACUUACACAUGUGAUUUAACAGCAUUUCUGCAGAUACGGAGAUUUUUUCCCUUUGUUUGAGAGCGAGUCGGUUGCCAAAUAUAAAAAUAAUAAGAAAAGUUACCAAGUUUUGUACUGAUCCACCUUCCAAGACCCCCUUUCUGCCUCCCCAACCAAUCCUGCAUGCCAGCAAGGAAUAACGAUUUAUACAGAAUCGUUUGGCCCUUGGCUGACUGCAAGAAACAAAAAAAAGGGAAAACAAAAACAUUGAAGAAAAAACGCAACAGAAAUCAUGUGGCAAUAAGUUAAGAUUUUGUGCUUUUGUAUAUGUGCAUACACAGGCUUACAGACAGACAUAUGGGCAUACAUUCAUACGUACAUGUAUGAAUAUACCUGACUAUAUACUCAUAUAGGUUGCUACAUAUUAGGUAUUACUAACGGGAACGAAUAAAGGAUCAGAAUAAGCCAUAAAGUGAGAUUUUCGUUAAGGACUUAGUCCAUAUCCACACUCGCAAACGCACACACUACACAAACAACCGAGUGUGACUCCUGACGGCAUAAAAUACAAAUAAGAAAUUUAUUUUAAUGUCCUUUAUACAUCAAAUACUCGUACACCCUACCGAAGACAACUAAAUGUAUUUAACGUUAUAAAACGACCAAUACGCGACAUUAAAUACAACAUAUAACAAAUGCCCAAAAAUUCUCACUCACAACAAACGCGGAGAGAAAAACUCCUGCAAGUAAAUAAAAAGCACAGACAUUCGGCAAACUUUUGUGCAAGCGAUAGCAUUUAUAUCCUGGCAUAAGACAGUCAAGAAAGCAGAAAGAAAUUCUAAACAAAAAAAAAAAACCAAAACCUACAGUACAGAAUAGCGUGUAGGUACCUACAAUUUGAUAUGUGGCGGUGUCGGUGGCCUUUGUGUUACGUUUUAUUAAGGACCUCUUUCAGCACAAUACAAUAUAAGCCAAACCAGGGCAACACUUAUAUGUGCGUGUAUGUGUCUGAAUCUUGUAGCAAAGGAAUGUGUGACGUCCAAUGCUAAGGGGCGGUACAAAGUUAAAACAUUACAAAAAAGCAAAAACGAAAUAGCGUCAAAAAUAAUACAAAUGCACAACACGUAAAGUUGGAACGAUAAAAAAUUGUAAAACGUAGAAUUUAAAACUUUCUUAAACAAAUAAACGCGAGACUUUGUAUAAAGCGUUCCUUAGACAACAAUUCUGGCAUACUAACCAAAUAAAACUCAAAUAAUCCUCAAGCAGCCAACAACACAACCCAUCAUAUAUAACCAUGUUAGAGUGUGUAAGACUGGCACUUACGGUGUAUACGUUUUAAAUGCGCGCAAUCAUUUAUCUUUCGCCGGCAAUAAUAACGAAAACAAAAAUCUCCAUUUUUAUGUAAUGAAUAUCGUCUAGGGAGAUUUCAUUUAUUUCUGCCUUCGCUUCUUUAGGAUCAAAAAAAAAUCAUCUUGAAGGAGAUAACCUAAACGAAAAUCGUAAAAGGAUCAGAAACAACCACCCACCAAUCCAUAAAGGACACUUUGGAGAUUUUCUACAACUCCAAUCAACUUAGCAAACAAACAAAAAUUUAGCUAAAAAUGGCUUUACACAUAGACGCAAAUAGUUGCAGCAGGGUCCUGCGUAUGGUACUAUUAUUGCUGACUUUAUUCAUGGAAAACACACACGCGAGAAUAGGUUACUUUUGGCACAUAUCAGAUCUUCAUCUUGACACAAUAUAUUCAACGCAAGGAGAUGUAACACGAAGUUGUUGGCGCAUCGAACGACAGCCACCACCCAGUUCGUCUACACAUUCGCCAGGUCGUUAUGGUGAUUACCUCUGUGAUAGUCCUUGGAGUCUAAUUGAGUCUGCUGCAAAAGCAAUGAAAACAAGACAGGGUGAUAAUGUUGAAUUUGUCCUAUGGACAGGAGAUGGUUUAUCUCACUCAGCACAUCCCAUGAAUGAAAUGAAAAAAUUGGAAAUCCUGCGCAACAUUACCGAUUUGCUUGGUCGAACAUUCUCCUCGCAAUUUGUAUUUCCGGUAUUAGGACAUGAGGAUGGUACAACAACGAAUUUCCGGCACAUGGGCGAUCUGUGGCGACACUGGCUGCCAACUGAAGCAUUGCAUACAUUCGAAAAAGGUGGCUAUUAUUCCAUCGAACAAACAAAAAGUCGUCUUCGCAUAAUAGCAUUGAAUACAAAUUUUAUGCGCCAUGAUCCAAAAUAUGCACAAAGCCAUUUAGCAGCUGUGCGGCAACGCAUGCCGCCCAAUUCCAUGAUGAAUGGCGGUGGCGGCCCCAGCAUGGGCAUAGGUGGUGGCUCUGGUGGAUCCGAUUCAUCAGAAUACAAGAAUUAUUAUUACCAUCAUGGCAAUAUGCAUCAGCAUCAUGGUCACGCCAGUGAUUGGUCCUCCGGGCAUGGUUACGGCUAUGGUGGUGGUCACCAUCGUGGCAUUAAUGUAAUGCCGGCUGGCAUGCACUACAAUGGCAUGGACAACGGUGGACGAGUUAGCGCUUUGUCGGAAUUCGAAAACCAGGAUACGGAAAAACAAUGGAUAUGGCUGGAAGAAGUUCUAUCGAAAUCAAAGGCUAACAAAGAAACGGUGUACAUAGUUGGCCACAUUCCACCAGGUUCGGAUGAACGUCACAUUGGACUCCAGCAAAAUGGGCAUACAACAUUCACAGAAAAUAACAACAAGCGUUAUCUGGAACUAGUACGCAAAUACUCAGCUAUUAUUCAGGGCCAAUUUUUCGGUCAUUUACAUUCAGAUUCGUUUCGAAUAAUAUACGACGACAAAGGCAAACCCGUCUCAUGGAUGAUGAUGUCGCCUUCCGUUACGCCUAGGAAGAUGAGUGUUGGGUCGAAUAACCCAGCCAUGCGUUUGUACAAGUUUGACACGGAUUCCGGGCAGGUUUUGGACUACACCCAGUACUACAUGGAUUUGCAGACGGCGAACACCCUGGGGGAGCCUAACUGGGUGCCAGAAUACAAUCUUACACAUUACUAUGCCCUGAGUGAUAUAUCAGCGAUUUCUUUGCACAAUUUUGUGGAUCGCUUUACCAGCAACGAUGGAUCCUGGUUUGCCAAAUAUUAUCGCGCAAACAGUGUGCGCUACCCAACGGACCCUUGCGAGAAUGUCUGCAUGCUUAAUCAUUAUUGUGCCAUUACUCGAGUCGAUUACAAAGAAUUUCGACAAUGCCUAGAGAAGGAACAAAGUGCUCUUCGUUCAAAAGCCAGCCAUGUGAAGCACAUUAAUAUCAAAUUGUUAGUACUCCUGGCAUUUCUCCCUUGUCUUACCGUGGCUUAUCUGCAGGGCAUCUUUGAGACCAUGCUCGCCCUGGCCAGGAUGAUAAUUAGAUGUCAGCAAGAAUGUCAGCUUCAUAUGAAUGGCAGAAAAAUCGCAUACGGUUUUAAUGUGAACAUUAUAGAAAUACCAGUGAUGUUGAAAACCCCAUCCAACACAACGCAAAAUGCAAAUCCUACCAUCUGUAAGGCCGAGGACAAUUGUAAUAAUUAUACUAACCGAGGGAAUAUCCAGGUGGCAGGUAGAGUCAACUUUGAGCAUAGCUGCAUGCAACAGAAGCCAAUGAGUGCAAUACGUGGUCACUAUCGUACGAAUAGUAGGCAGGCUGCAUGCACCCGCAUAAAACAUGGACCCAAUAAUGAGUUUAAUCUUCCCAAUGUCCCCCUUCACAAAGGAGGCAAGCAACCUAGCAGAUAUGUUGUGAUUGCAAAGAUUGCAUUCAUAUCCAGGCAUGUUGUUGAUGCACACGACUAUCGUUUGGUAAACCCAAGGCAAACCACAGGAAGCAAAGAGAAUAUCAUGAAAACUAUUGCGGUUAAGGGUUCCCAUCCAUGGUGGCAUACAUCGCGGCGGCAACAGGAGGAGAAACUAAAUUGGCCUGGGCUGGAAGAAGCCGAACAGGCCCCAUUGACCUCCAGGUGGAGAUUACCACAGCACCACCACCUUUCAUCCCAUGUUAUGUACUUCUAAUUAAAUUGCUAAUCUCCGGGCCUUAUUCAAAAGGUUAUGAUGCUGUGAGCGUGUAAUUUGGGUUUUCGAAAUCCUAUUUUCAUUUGUCCUCUAUAUCUAAAUGCGUUUCGUUAUUGCUUUUGGCUUUAAUUGCACUUUGUUGCCUAGAGUUGUAAAUUAAGUUGCUGUUAUAUAAGAUAAAAUUUGUUGUUUUAAUCCUAGUACUACACAAAAACGUAUAGACAUAAAUUGACAUUCACCAACACCCACACACACACAUGUAUACUUAUAUAAACAUAUAUACUGAUGCAAAUUAAUGCAACACACCCACAAACCAGCACACAUACAUACGCAAAUUACCAGAUAGACAGACAAACAUAUAGCAAUGUAAUUUAAAGAUUAUGCGAUUUUAGAUGUAAGCCAGUAAUUAAAACUAUUGUAUGCAAAUUGUUGUGGGUAGCAGGCUUAAGCAUUUGACAUGUCUGCGCGAGGAGUUCUUAACAUACUAAAUAGUUUCAGUAUUAAAUCUGAGUCUUGUAAUAAUUUUUCACCAAUAGUUGAAAUCCAUAUGAAAAUGAACGCAAAAUUUAAAGCUUUAAUACAGAGUUCAUCAUGUUACAAUACUUUCAUUGUACUUUUGCAUUUUUAUACCCACCACCGAAGGAUGGGGGUAUUUUCAUUUGCUAUUCCGUUUAUAACACAUCGAAAUUUCCGAUCUUAUUAUCCGAUUUCCUUGAAAUUUGGUAUAAUGACCUAUCUUAGGCUGAUAAGUUCAGCCGGGCAACAUCUUUGGAAUCCACCACCAUGGAUUCUUCGUAAAAUUGACACAAAAUAAAAUUAGUUGAAAGUCACUAUUUUAUUCUAUGUAACAAAUUUCUGCCAAACCAGGUAAAAUUUAAAGCUUCUGUUCAUUCACCGUAACGUUGCGUCCAACAGCAUCUUUGAAAAAAUACGGCCCAAUGAUUCCACCAGCGUACAAACCACACCAAACAGUGCAUUUUUCGGGAUGCAUAGGCAGUUCUUGAACGGCUUCUGGUUGCUCUUCACUCCAAAUGCGGCAAAUUUGCUUAUUUACGUAGCCAUUCAACCAGAAAUGAGCCUCAUCGCUGAACAAAUUUUGUCAAAAUUUGAACACAUUUCGAACCGAACACUGAUUUUGGUAAUAAAAUUCAUUGAUUUGCAAGCGUUGCUCGUUAGUAAGUCUAUUCAUGAUGAAAUGUCAAAGCAUACUGAGCAUCUUUCUCUUUGACACCAUGUCUGAAAUCCCACGUGAUCUGUCAAAUACUAAUGCAUUAAAAUCCUAACCUCAAAAAAAUCACCCUUUACAAACCGAACAAGGAAAAUCGAGAGAUCGGUUUAUAUGGGAGCUACAUCUGUUUAAAGACUAAUUUGGACCGUUGUUGGAAGUCGUAACAGAACACGACUUGCAAAGUUUUUGCCAAAUUGGACAAAAAUUGUGGCUUCCAGACGACAAAUAGAGAGACCGAUUUUAUGGGAGCUAUAUCAGGAUAUACAUCGAUUUUUACCGGGCUUAAUACAGUCGUUUGAAGAACGUAACAGAACACUACAUGAAAAAUUCUAGCCAAAUUGAACACAAAUAACGGACUGCUAGGGCUGAAAUCGGGUGAUAGGGUUAUAUGAGAGUUAUUUCAGGUUAUAGACCGAAUUAAUACGUACUUGACAUGGUUACUGGACAGAACGCUACAUGCAAAAAUUCAGCCCAAUCGGAUAAUAAUUGCGGCUUCUAGGGGCUUAAUAUGUUAAAUCUGGAAAUCGGUUUAUAAGGGAGCUUUAUCCACAUCUAAUCCGAUAUGGCCCAUUUGCAAUCCCAAAGACCUACAUCAAUAAGAUGUAUCUGUGCAAAAUUUCAAGCGGCUAGCUUUAUGCGUUCGACCGCUACUGUGAUUUCGACGGACCGACAGACAUAGCUAGACUCAAAAUGUCCAGACGAACAAGAACAGGUGUUACAAACGGAAUGACUGGGUUAGUAUACCCCCCAUCGUAAGAUGGUGGGUACAAAAAAAAAGCUAGAUGUCAGUAAAUUACGUGUUAUUAUUUCUAACAUACCAAAUUGACAGUAUAUAAGCCUGAUUUAGUAGUAAACAGUCAUGGAAAGGCAAACGUCGGGAGCUGUCAAUUUCAUCUAGUUGGUUACACAUAACACACAAUUAUGGAUUUGAGACAUUGAAUAAUGAGGUAGGUUUAUAUGAAGGCGAUAUUCAAAGCUAGCAAUUUGUGAACCAUAUUUAGCAUGUAUAUUUGGGGGCGCUUGUUUUUAUAUCAUGCACCAUAUGACGGGGUAUACCAACUUCAUCACUCCACUUGGAAAACAUCGAAAUGUAGGUCUGAGAUCCUAUAAAGCAUAUAUUAUAUUAUUGUUCGGCUUGACAUUUUAAGUCGAUCUAGCCAAGUCCGUGCGUAUGUAGAAAUCAAGCUUAUUUUAACUCGAAAUUUUGUUAAAUUACUUUUUUGUUAGUGUAGGUCGGUUGGGAUUGUAAAUGGUUCACUUCGGUCCAUAUUGAGAUAUAGCUCCCAUGUUAAUCGAUUUCCCGAUUAUACUUGAAAUUUUGAUAAUGACUUCUUCUUUGACCUCCAAUAGAUGUACUAAAUACAAUCAUAACGUGUUAUAGCUCCCCUAUAAACAGAUCAAGCAAUUAUACUUUUUGACAUUUUAGGGCGAGCAAUCCGUUGUCAGUUAAGCAGGAUUUUUGCACAAUGAUUUGUUCUACAACUUCCAACAGCAUCCAUAUAAGCAGAUCUCCAGAUUAUGCCUCUUGAACCUCUAGAGGAUGCAAAUCUUAUUCGAUUUUCUGAAAUUUUGCACGAUCAAGUCUCCUACGACCUCCAACAGUUAUCCUAAGUAUGGUCUGGAUCGAUCAAUUAUCUGACUUGACUUCUUGGGCCGCUAUAAGCUGCAAUUAUUAUCCAAAUGGACUGAAAUUUUGUACAUAAUGUUCUGGUACGAACAUUACGAUUUGACGUUUAUAGCACCUAGCACCUUUAGCCGUAAUAUUUGUCUGAUUUUGCUUGUUCAUUGUAUUGUAUUAGGGCCAUAAAAGCCUUAGUUAUACACUACACCACCAUUGUGUUGCAGGGUAUUACAACUUAUUGCAUUUGUUUGUAACACCCAGAAGUAUGAAAUAGACCCAUUAAUAAGUACGUAUACCGAUCGACUCAGAAUCACUUUCUGUUUCGAUUUGGUCUUCGUUCGUCUUCAAAUUUGGCACAUACAUGUGUUUUGGCGUAGAGACGAAGCCUAUUAAAACUGGAAGAAAUCGGUUCAGAUUUUUAUAAAGCUCUCAUAUAUAUAUUCGUCCGAUUUGACUAAUAUUGCAAUAAUGUAAUUGAGUUAUUUGUAGUGCAAGAAAUUUAUAUAUGUAGCCCGAGAUAUAAUUAUAUCUAAGGCCAGAUAUAGUUAUACAUAUAUAGCAUAUCCUUUUGGAUAUAAUUAUAUAUAGUUGGAUAUGGCAGAACUUUUUAGAUCUGACCAUAUCAUUUUUUUUACUCCGGUAUUAAAAAAUAUAUUUUGUUCUUUUAUUGCUAUUUCAUACCAAUUUUUUUUACGCCCGUAUUCCAAAAAAAAAAUUAUUAUGGAUUUCAAAUCUCUUUUCUAUUACACACUUUUUGCUUAAAAAACUGAUUUAAAAAUUUCGUUCACCAAAUCGAUGCAGAUUAUGUCAUGCUCAGGGCAGUGCUGCGUGAGUUCACCAUCUUUAUUGUUAUUUCUUCAUUGGACAACUUACUGUCCAUAAAAAGUAUCACCCUCGACGUUCUUGCGAUGACACUGUACCAUCUCAAGUUAUUGGGACUGGCCUUUAAGAUUUUUUAAAAUAUUUAUUACAAUAAUGUCAUUUUCAGAGAAGGCGCCAAUUGCCUCCUUACACUCUAAGAUAGUUCUUGAAAAUACCAUCUUGGUUUUAACAGCCCUAAAAGCCAUUUACUAUCUAAGUAAAUAGAUGUUCACACUCGACAAUCUCACAUGUAAACCGUACCACCUGACGCAUUGCUGCUAUGGUCAGCAAGGGGAAGCAGAACUAGAUCUCUGAGUUCUCAAAAUAGGCACCUGGACCAGCUCUCUCCUCUAGCUUUGAUUCGUACGCGUAGCAUGAACUAUAAGAUUUCCGUCAACAGAAGAAAGUGACGCUGGAACAAGAUUUUCGCAAUCGAUUUCAACUGAUGUUGUUAUUGUCGCUACAUUUGUCUUGGUCCUGAUCAAGCUCCAUAGGCAUGGACGACCGAUCGCCGCUCGAACUUUAUAGCGAUUGGUUAUUUAAAGGCGCCAAUAACUCGCCAUGUCAUAUGGAGUAUCAGAGGCAUUCAGUAUUUAAGCAAGAGCCGGUGCCAGGCGACCACUUGAUAAUGCUGGAUGUCUGAGGCUGCAGUUGCAAAUCACACAAAUCGGAGCUCAAAGCUCCAACCCGUGUUGUGCUCAUAGUCUUCCCGUGUUGGGCUGAAUCAGUUAAUUAGUUCUCAUCGCCUCGACUAACCAAGACCUGUGUAAUAUUCCUGUUAGAGAGGUGUCGACAUCAUAUUUUUAUUUUUUGCACCACGAGCCAAAGCGAAAGACACUCUACGGUUGAUUUUAUAAAUCAUUAACUUGAUUGUCCCGGUUCGAAAACGCGACUCCUCUUUGUCAACAUGUUGAAAAUUGGCGAUUGAGCUGGCAUUUGAAAUGACGAGUCUACUAAUGCUUUCACACAACCACACCGUACACCACCUAUACGGUACACUGUAUAUAUUGUCCAAGAUCCAAUUUAAUAUGAAAUUAUAUAUAAUCUGAGGCAAUAAGAUGUUAUUAUAUAUAAUUGGAUAACAUUGGACAUGUGCUAUAUGAUACUUUAAAUGUCACAAAUGCCACAGUUCAGAUUAAUCUGAUGACGUUGAUGUAAUUCACCCAAAAAUAUCUCUAAAAUAAGCUAUACAUGGUUCCACAAAAUUAUUUGGCAAAUGUUAUUAAAAUUUGUUUUUAGAACUGUAAAAAAAUUAUUAUCUGGGAAAAUCGAUUAUCCGUAAUGCCUCCGGUCCCAAGGAUAAUCUAGAUCUGACUGUAAAACCAUUUUUCGGAUCUGAUUUUAUAAGACGCCAGUUAUAAUUAGAUCUGAUUAUAUCAACUUUCUUAUACUCGAGUAAUUCUCCCAAAAGGGAGUGAGUCGAUCUUAUGACCAUAUAAAUGAAUAUCAUAGAUUUUAUUAGAUUUUAUUAACUUGUAACGUUUCGCAGCUUGGUCGUUCUUUUGUCAAUGAACAAAUUAUUGCAGUUGAUGCAGCUCAUGGAUAGUUAUAACUGAAGCUAUCAUCCUUGAGCUUCAAGCUCCCACAUGUAUACCGAUCCCUCUAUUUCAUUUUCUUUUAUGCUAAGGCCAUUAAGUCGUGUCUUAUAAUCCAUGAAGAUGAGUACCAAAGUUUCGGCUAAGAGUUUCGACCAAACUUCAUACUUUUUUCCUUUUUAAAAUUUAAAUUCAUUUCCUUUCAAUGUUUCUGUUAACUUUCACCCAUGUGGUUAUUUGCCUAAAAAAAAACUCCUCUCUUGCGCAAAACCCACACAUACUCAUAUUAUAUGCUAAGUAAAUGUAUGUAAAAAUUCUAUUUAUCUUACAAAUAAGAACAAAAUAAAAAAAUCUAUUAAAUAAAUAUUUAUGUAAACUUUAUACUCAGUAUGUUAAAUUUAAACUAUUGAUUGAAAAGCAUUACAUAAUAUAACAACUUUACUAUUAUAUAUAAAGUAAAUUUUGUAAAAAUAGUGUCGAAUAAAAUUUAACAUAUAUAUGGGCUGCAUUGCGAUUCUAUAUAGGUAUGUGUAAAAACUGAAUAACCAAAAAUAUAUGUAUAUGUAAUCAUAUGUGUGUAAGUGUACAUGAAAUUAUUAGUAUUUAUUAUACAGAAAAUAAAAAAAUACUUAAAAAAUCGCAUAGGAUUAGCUUAACAAAUAAUUAAAAUAAAAAGAAAAAAUACUUACUCGUAUAUACAAAUAAUGUAUAAUUAAUAUGAACAACCAGUGACUCACAAACAAAUAAAACGCAGAGAAGCAAGGAAAUAUAAUUGUCUCAAAAAAUAAAAA
This is a messenger RNA of Stomoxys calcitrans (stable fly), 11255 nucleotides long. RefSeq lists its product as uncharacterized. The transcript is spliced from 10 exons. Bases 2826 to 5219 code for a protein of 797 amino acids. The record is from RefSeq and is a predicted model, not a curated record. Lineage: Eukaryota; Metazoa; Arthropoda; Insecta; Diptera; Muscidae.